CCAUCCAUCAACCGCACUUGAACUUGCCGGGACAAGCAGUAGACAGCAGCGUCUCGACCGACCGAUCGAUCCGCCAUGGGGCAAGGCAAGGAGGUGAAGACCCGGCCCGACCCCAAGGUGGAGAUCCAGGAGAAAGGCGAGAUCUUCUUCUUCUACCGGCCCAAGGUGGACAAGGACGAGGCGCACGGCCCCGACGACGUCCAGCGCAUGUACAUCGUACUGCGCCCGGAGUCCGCCGAGGACCGCGCCGUCGAGGAGAAGCAGGCGCCGGACUCCGGCAAGGAGGGCCGCAAGCACCACCGCCAAGGCGACGGCAACGGAGGGGGGGCAGGCAAGGAAGGAGGCCACCACGAAGGUGGCCAUGGCAAGGAGGAGGUGAACGUCGAGGAGCGGCCGCUGCUCCGGCUGUUGGUCAUGGGGAAGAAGAGCCUGCCGGACCCGGCCAAGCACGGCCGCCCGUACUGGGGAUACGUCGAGCUCGUCACCACCAAGCUCCAGGACAUCAAGGACGCGCUCAAGGAAGAGGAGUACAGCACGGCGACGCGGGGCCAGCGCCGCCUGCCGGCGGCGCGUGCGCUCGGCGAGGGCGUGUACCGCAUCCUGAAGCACGAGUCCGGCCGCGCCCCGCACACCCACCUCGUGUACAAGCUGGAGCUCCCCACCCGCGGAGACGGGGAGCCGCAGGAGGCGCUGAACGUGGAGCCGGAGGCGUCCUUCCUCGUGCAGAUCAAGAACCCCGACCCGCCCUCCGGCGGCGGCGGCGGCGGCGGCGGCUUCCGCGGGCUGCAGAGCAAGCGCCGCGCGGCGUUCCCCGCGCACCUGCAGGGCGCGUUCGGGAGCCGGCGUUUCGCGCCGGCGGACCCGCCGGACCUGCUCAACUACGAGGGGUGCGAGCUGCUGCUCAUCGCGGCGUCGGACGACGUGGAGGAGGAGCUCGGGCUGGAGCUGGAGGGGGAGGUGGAGGAGGGGGAGGAGCAGCGGGCGGCCGGGUGCUCGGACCUGGUCAAGAUGUUCGGCGAGGUGGCCGACGUGAAGCCGCUGCUGAGCGGGAGCUGGGACUAGGCCGGGCCGGCCGGCCACUGAGCUGGUGUCACGCAGCGCGCUCGUCCCAGCUUUUUUGAUAAAUGGUGAGGGAGCUUGUUUACUGCUCUCAAAAUGUUAGGUGGUAGGAGGGUGUCUUAAAAAAAUGUAGGAAGGACUUGUUAAGGUGUCUUAAUUUUACCUGCUACUUGCUUUGAAAUAUUUUGCACGGUGAUCUGUAAACGUUGGGCUAGCUGAAGCUUAAUCUGCGUGUUUCCUGUAUUGUCUGGACCAAACCACCGU
Panicum hallii is the source of this 1323-nucleotide messenger RNA. RefSeq lists its product as uncharacterized. The transcript has 4 exons. NCBI's taxonomy places the organism in Eukaryota, Viridiplantae, Streptophyta, Magnoliopsida, Poales, Poaceae. The record is from RefSeq and is a predicted model, not a curated record. The coding region runs from base 76 to 1062 and encodes 328 amino acids.